ACAGUAUGGCAAAAACGAGUCUUUGAGUCCAAACAAGGCACAAAUUCAAAUAUACCCACAAAUGAAUUCAAGUUCCACAAGUGGCUGUAAUAUUUCAGGUUACUAAAAAUGAACUGAACUGAAGACCAUAUUAGACCGCAUUGGCAGUUGCAUCCUUUCUUUGGUUUGAGAAGGUACAUUGACAAAACAUAAAUGGGGUGACCUUGUAGUUCAUUGUCAUUUAAAGCUGUUCUAUAAAUUGUUUUUCAGACUGGCAAAGUGAAUGCAGAUGCUUUUCAGAGGAGCUUUCUGCAAUAUGUGUACUGCAGCUCUGAAGAGGACCAACUUCUGGAAAAGGAGCCAUUUGUCUGUCCAGCCUGUAGUCCUGAAACGGUGGCUGUUUCAGUGGAUGGCAACAGAAAACUCUACAGGUUCCAGAAAGCAAACCAGAGUGAAGAGCCAGGGUUUUUUGAUGGAGUGUUUUUAUCCCAAGACUCUGAGGUGUCCAGUUUUGUUGAGGAAGUCCGGGGGGCUGUCAAGAGUACGGCAGGAAGAGCAAUGUGUGGGGAAUCCCAAUGGACAGCAGCAAGAGAGACAUCAAAGCAGGCCAACAAGUUGGACGAAGAAGGUGUAGAAAUUGCUGUGUGCAGGCAUGGAUUCCUCCUCAAAGGUCUGAAUAUGUCUAGAGGAGAAAUCUUUGCAUAUCCAAUGUUUCUCCAAAAAGAGUUCCAGGAUGCUGCAUUUUUGUCCAUGGAUGUGACCUGCUGUUAUGUGCCAUACCUGGAGAAGGUGUCAGAGAUCCUGACUCAUCUUCAGCCUCUUCAGAAAAUCAGACAUUGCUUGUCCGUGAUGCAUGCCAAAGCCCACAAUACAAAAUGUGAGAUUCUGUGGAAUGCAGGGAACCAAGAAGGUGCCGGAACCACUCUUGGUGAAGAAGUAGAGAAACUCAAUAGUUUUCUCUCCAGAUGUGCCCUGACCACAAAGUAUAUGUCCAAGUCAGUAAGAACUGAUAUGCUUACUGUCCAUGCUAUUGGGUGGAAUCAGCGUAAAGAGAAUGGCCUCCACAUUGCCUUUGUCUUCCAGAUUCAAAAAGGAAAUGCAGCAGCCAGUUCUGUUGAUGCUCGUGGUUUGCAGAUCUCCAUCGAAGCACUCUUCGUGAGCAUUUGUCAGAAGAAGCACUACCUUUAUAGACAGAAUGAUCGCAACAAAAGGCGUCAGAAGAUUCCUCAGAAGAUUGCCAAAGAAAAGAAGCGCUUGCUAGAUGAGAUCCAGAGAUACAACCAACAACCUGAUGGUGAUCCUGUGGACACACACUCAGUUGUACAGAAACUCUCCAACAAAGCUGCAGAGAGCAUGAUAUGGCCUUGUGAGGAACAGAACACAGACGGUGUAGACAUUCUCGCCAAGAAGAAGCUUUCUGACCAACUAAUGCUGGUCUUACGACUGACGGAAGAAAAGCAGAUCCUUGUGAAGGAGAUGAUGCAGCACUGUCAGUACCUUAAGGACUCCGUUGCAAAGGUCCAGACACUGAUAGCCACCAUUUCAGAUUGCAUAAAAACAGGAAGUAAGUGUAAAUCAAACUAUAUGGCUUUAUGCACUUUAAAAUUCAUAGGUCAAACUAUUUUCACAUGAAAAGCAAUCAUGCUAGUAUUGGCUCAAGAACUAAGGAUACAUGGCCUUCAAAGAUUAUUUUAUCCAGUUAUUAUUUUCCAAUUUGACUUUGUA
Cyprinus carpio (common carp) is the source of this 1704-nucleotide messenger RNA. RefSeq lists its product as uncharacterized. NCBI's taxonomy places the organism in Eukaryota, Metazoa, Chordata, Actinopteri, Cypriniformes, Cyprinidae. The transcript is spliced from 9 exons. The record is from RefSeq and is a predicted model, not a curated record. The coding region runs from base 538 to 1611 and encodes 357 amino acids.